Dalotia coriaria is the source of this 1514-nucleotide messenger RNA. RefSeq names its product DDB1- and CUL4-associated factor 13. Gene Ontology annotation, biological process: maturation of SSU-rRNA from tricistronic rRNA transcript (SSU-rRNA, 5.8S rRNA, LSU-rRNA). The transcript is spliced from 4 exons. The record is from RefSeq and is a predicted model, not a curated record. Gene Ontology annotation, cellular component: nucleolus; small-subunit processome. Bases 120 to 1457 code for a protein of 445 amino acids. Lineage: Eukaryota; Metazoa; Arthropoda; Insecta; Coleoptera; Staphylinidae. Gene Ontology annotation, molecular function: protein binding.
UUCAAUUCGAGGUUAUAUUUAUUUUAUUUCGCCAUGUGCGAUGUUAACAGUUUAUUACCUAUAUUAAUGAAAAUAUCAAAAUAGUCUAAGUUUACAUAAGAAAAGUAAUUGCUGCAAUCAUGAAAGUUAAAGUAAUUAGUCGUGACCCAAACGACUUUCUUCGUGAGACCAAAAAGGAAAAUCACAAAGUGCCCAGAAACUAUGACCCAAGUCUGCAUCCUUUUGAAGCAGCGCGUGAAUAUGUCCGAGCACUAAAUGCAACCAAACUAGACCGUGUUUUUGCCAAACCAUUUAUUGGCAAUCUUGAUGGCCAUCGGGAUUCAAUAUCAUGCAUCAGUAAGCAUCCAAUUCAUCUUACUACACUUAUAAGUGGUGCAUUUGAUGGUGAAGUAAGGGUGUGGGAUAUUACUCAGAAGAGAUGCAUGAGGGAAUUUGUUGCACAUGAUGGCAUUCUGCAAGGUGUUGUGUACAUGCCUCAUGGCAAUGCUUUUUUGACUAUUGGUGAUGACAAAAAUAUUAAAAUGUGGAAGUCACUCACUCCACAGUUUGGUGAAGAGGAAGCUCCAGUUAACACUAUGCUCAGUAAGAGUGUAUUAUCUGCAAUAAGUCAUAGUUACAGGGAUAAAACAUUUGCUACAUGUGGAGAAGUUUGUCAGAUUUGGGAGGAGGGCAGGAAUGAACCUAUCAAGACAUUCCAAUGGGGUGUUGACAGUAUGCAUGCUGUAGCUUUCAAUCCAGUGCAAAAUAACUUGAUGGCAGUUUGUGCCAGUGACAGGAGUGUAAUUUUAUAUGAUACAAGGGAAGCAGGACCAUUGCGGAAAGUUGUGAUGAAGUUGAGAGCCAAUAAAUUGGCAUGGAAUCCAAUGGAGGCAUUUAUUUUCACUUGUGCCAAUGAAGAUUUUAACCUGUACUCAUUUGAUACGAGAAAUUUGCGGCAACCAGUCAACAUUCACAAAGACCAUGUUGAUGCCGUAACUUGUAUUGACUAUGCGCCCACUGGUAAAGAAUUUGUCACUGGAAGUUAUGACAAGUCUAUAAGGAUAUUCGAAUGUGGCAAGGGACAUUCCCGCGAGGUGUAUCACACCAAGCGAAUGCAGCGACUCACGUGCAUUCAAUGGUCCCUAGACAACAAAUACAUUUUAAGUGGUUCUGAUGAAAUGAACAUUCGUAUAUGGAAGGCGCGAGCGUCCGAAAAACUUGGACCUUUAAAACCAAGGGAAAAGGCCGCUUUGAAUUAUGCUGAUGCUUUACGUGAGAAAUUUGCUAGCCAUCCGCAAAUCCGUCGUAUUGCUCGACAUCGUCAUGUGCCUAAACAUAUCUACAACGCGCAGCAAGAACACCGAACGAUUCACGAGAAGGAGAAGCGCAAGGAGAGCAAUCGUCGCACCCAUUCCAAAAAGGGAUCGGUUCCAUUCGUACCUGAGAGGCAAAAGCAUGUGCUCAGGGAGGAAAAAUAGUUGUUUAUUAUUGAUUUAUUCUUAUCUCACCAGAAGUAAUAAAGUUCAUGAACCCAA